Pangasianodon hypophthalmus (striped catfish) is the source of this 1526-nucleotide messenger RNA. RefSeq lists its product as uncharacterized. The coding region runs from base 1 to 627 and encodes 208 amino acids. The transcript is spliced from 3 exons. The record is from RefSeq and is a predicted model, not a curated record. NCBI's taxonomy places the organism in Eukaryota, Metazoa, Chordata, Actinopteri, Siluriformes, Pangasiidae.
AUGGAUGUGAAGUUGGCAUUGCCCAGGAGACACAGCGAAUUCAGCAGGCAGCAGUGCGGGAGGCGUGACGAUGCUUGCUGGUGGUGUCACCUGAGGCAGGGUGACCUGUGCAGGCAGCAAGCACAGGGCAACAAGGCUUCUAGUACAAAUACUACAAGUUUUAGGAACCUGUCAGAAGCCUGUUGUGUGGGAACGAGAACGAAAGAGAAGCCCUCCAAGACAUCGUGGAGAAGAAGAAGAGGAAGAAGUAAAGAACCAGGAGAAAGGGACAGACAGCCAGAACUGGCUGUGGCAGGAACAAGGGAGCAGGGGGAAAGGGUAAAGGAGAGAUGGGACUUCAGGGGCAUUUGUGAAGGCUUGAAACAAUGGAAGCAGCUCCGAAAUAAAAAGCAGAACAGGGAGUCCCUGCAGUCCGCCUGGUACAAUGUGUGCAGGUGUGGUGCCCCCUGGAGGUGGAAAUCACUGAUGAUAAACAUGCUCCCCCAUGGCCUUGCUCACACGUGCCGGGCCAUCGAGGAGGAGCAGGACAACGACAGAGAGGAGAGGAUCUUGGCUAUCCUGGGAAUAGUUGGCACCAUUCUCAACCUGCUGGUGGUCAUCUUUGUCUACAUCUACACCACCAUCUGAAGACUGGAGUGGGACACGAAAAGCCAUCCAGAGAUUUGAGAAGGAAGGAAAUCAGACUGGAAAGAUUCAGUUUGUGUAUACACUCAGUGAGGACAGGAGAAGAUGAGAAGAAUGGACUAAUGGACUACUUCAUUUGCCAAAAAAUGUGUAUUCACAAUCAUCAUUUAUGCAAAGUAAAUCUGAAUAGUGUCCACCAUUUUCACCAUUAAUUUAAAAAGACCCCAAUUUAAACUCUCAUUAUUACCUUUAAAUGCUUUACCUACUAAGUUAUGCUGUAAAUAUUUGACCAUGGCAUGGCAUCCUAGUAUAUUUCUCAUGGCAUGGCAUUCUAAUAUAUUUCUUAUGCAACUGAUUUAACAUUUUAGAGACGGUUAAGUGUUCGCCAGCUUUAACGACAACCCUUUCAACACGAAGCACUGCAGAUAAUGGAGGCAUCUGCUCAGGAGACAGCUGCAACACUUGCUGGAUGUCUUACUUUGAGCAAAUCUGGUGAAAGGAGGGACAUUUCCCUGAAAUAUGCAAACAGGACAGCAUACGUUGGCUCCAUCUGCAAUACUAAAGGAAUAAAUCUCAACAUGUACUUUAUACUUAAUGAGCUUUUCUCAAUUAACAAAGUUGACAAAACAUGAUAUUGAGAUUCCUAUAUGGAAGACAUGCUAAGAGGCAAACUUAGCUUCUUUGGUUUACAGUAUAUGGUUAUUCCUAUGCCUAAGCAGGAUCUGUAGAUGUGUUCAUGCUUUGCAUCAUUCAAUGGGCAGAAAAGUGGAUUAUUUUGGAUGUUCUGUUUCACAUGGCUUUUCUAUAGCUUUAUCAAACCAUUAAAAUGGAGGUAAAGUUUGCACGGUAUUAUAAGCACCUAAAGCAAAACGGAAUGGAAUAAAGUUACAAAGAAUUGCAAA